AAACCGCUGGGUACUAACGGUGUAAGCAACCUAGCUAGAUGAUUUAUUAGCCCACAAAUCAAUCUAUAUUUAUUUUUUUUUGAAACAAAUCAAUCUAUAAAUUGAUCACCUCAAAAUCAAAUUAUUAAACCAUACUCAUCCAACUAAUUUUAUUCGCUUAUAAUAGCUUUGAUCCUUUUUGUGAUUAAUUCGCCGAAUAUUGUUAUUUGUUAUUAAUGUUUACGCAAAUGCCUCAAUUAUAAGAUGCACCACGUUCUGUGAACUUUUCACCUUCACUCUGUAUCACUAAUCAUUCUCUGCUUGGAGGCUUUUUUUUUUUUUUGAUGGAUCCGGCAAAGGGAUUGGAAGCUUCGGGGGAGAAGACCCUUCAAGCAGAAGUGAAAGCUUUUUUCGAUUCUGCUCCUCCUUUGCAGAAAAGUGAUGAGAUAACUCAGAAGUUGAAUCAGUUCAUUCAACGCAUUUCUUCUCCAUCAGCGAAUGGGAAAGCUAGGAGAAUUGUUUGUGUGACUUCUGGUGGCACCACCGCGCCAUUGGAACAACGAUGUGUUCGCUAUGUGGACAAUUUCAGUUCAGGUCACAGAGGGGCCACAUCCACUGAGUAUUUCCUGAAGGCUGGAUAUGGUGUUAUCUUUCUGUACCGGAAGAGAAGUUUCCAGCCAUUUUGUAGAUCCCUUCCUGAUGAUCCCUUACUUGAAUGCUUCAAGCCCACCGAUGAGGCGAACAUUCAAGUUUGCGAGGCUUAUUCUGAAGCAGUGAAGAGGGCUAUCGUGGAUCAUCAUACUGCAGUGGCAGGCGGUCUCUUAUUGAAACUUCCUUUCAACACCAUAUUUGAGUAUCUCCAGAUGUUACAAAUAAUUGCAAUGUCAAUGAGGUGUAUUGGUCCACAUGCAAUGUUCUAUCUUGCUGCGGCAGUGUCUGACUAUUAUGUUCCUUGGAAGGACAUGGUAGAGCACAAAAUUCAGUCAGGAUCUCACCUUUUGGAUGUGAAACUAGUUCAAGUGCCAAAAAUGUUGUCAAUGCUUAGGAAAGAUUGGGCUCCUCUGGCUUUCUGCACAUCUUUCAAGCUAGAGACAGAUUCAAACAUUCUUCUAAAUAAGGCUGGUGCAGCUCUUGAAAAGUACAAGAUGCAUGCAGUUGUUGCAAAUGAACUUGCAAGUCGAAAGGAGCAAGUAGUGGUUGUCACUAGUGCCGAGAAGGUUACCGUUCAGCGUGAUAAUAGUCAGUCUGAUAAUGAUGUUGAGAAUCCCCUGAUUAAACUUCUUUCGGAGAAACAUGCCACUUACAUUGAGGAUUCUGGUAGAUGAGUCUAGGGAAUGACUUUGGCUUCUCCUCGUUACAGUUACAGUUCUAGACACUACAACUCAUUGGAUCAAUAAGUCAUGAUCAUGAAUAAAAAGGAGAAGAAUUAGACAGUAUGGAUACGGGGUCUAAAGAAGAAAAGAAAUGUAGCAGAGACGACAGUUCUAACCAUACAUUUGACAGACUUCGGUUAUAUAUAAACUUUAUUUUCUUUUAUGGGAUAUGCAUGAACUUUGUAUUUUACUUCUUGUGAUUCUUAUUGUUAAUUGGGCUACCCUUUUCGUCAUAUUAAUUGAUAAUAUUGAAGUUAAGAUGUGUGUCGUGAAA
Molecule: messenger RNA, 1626 nt
Organism: Glycine soja
Lineage: Eukaryota; Viridiplantae; Streptophyta; Magnoliopsida; Fabales; Fabaceae
Product: phosphopantothenate--cysteine ligase 2-like
Exons: 10
Coding region: 324-1304 (326 amino acids)
Biological process (GO): coenzyme A biosynthetic process
Cellular component (GO): nucleus; cytoplasm
Molecular function (GO): phosphopantothenate--cysteine ligase activity
Source: RefSeq, a predicted model, not a curated record